ACGUAUGCGCAGGUUACGCCUGUAAACAUAAAAGCAAAAUACGAGUUUUUAAAAUGCAGGCAGCCGGCGCAAAUAUACGCGUGCCGCUGCAACGAUUUGGAUUGCUGUCUCGUGGUCUGCUUGCCACACGCAACUUUGCAGAUGCGGCAACCACACAAGAUGUGAAACCGAAAGCGCCAACAGCAACACAAAUUCCACCAACUUAUUCGAAAUCGUCUCUUAAGAUGAGCGGCUGGCAGCUGCAUAGUUAUGGCGACAUCGAUGAGUUGCAGUUCUCUGAAAAACUCAAGUUACCCCAAAUCCGCAACUCCGGUGAUUGCCUGGUGCGAGUGCGUACCACAGCCGUUAAUCCCAUCGAUAUAGCCAUGCUACGCGGCUAUGGAUCGACGCUGCUGAACAAAAUGCGCUGCGAUCCCUGCGAUGAUAUUGAAUUCCCCUUGACGCUGGGUCGUGAAUUUUGCGGCGAACUGGUUCAAAUGGGCAUGGGCCCAUGUAAGGGGGAACUGAAGCUGGGCACGCGGGUGUGGGGUGUGGUUCCCCUAUCAAAUGCCAAUGGCGCUCAUGCUGAAUACGUUGUGGUGCCCGCGUCCUGUCUCGGUCCGGCUCCUAAGGAACUGGAUGUCAGCGAGGCAGCCAGUGUGCUCUAUGCCGGAUUGACUGCCUGGUCGGGCAUAUAUAUAAGUGGCGGCUUGGGUGGUCCCUGUGGCGCCACAACAUCAGCCGGUGGUGGUGCAAAUAAACGUGUUCUGGUUCUUGGAGGAUCGGGUGGCGUUGGCACACUGGCCAUCCAGAUACUCAAGUCUCAGGGCGCCCAAGUGCUGGCCACGUGCAGCGAGAACGCUGUGGAGAUGGUGCGUUGUCUGGGCGCCGAUUGCGUUGUUGACUACACGAAUCCCGUUGACAUGGAACAGCUAUCGAGCUAUGCGCCAUACGACAUGGUCUUGGAUUGCGCCGGGCAGGGCGGUCAGCAGGCGGCUGAUUUGCCUUACGAUUUCCGGCAGUACAUCACAUUCUCGUCACCGCUGCUGGCUAACAUUGACAAGCAGGGAUUGGGCUUGGGUGCCCUGCAAAAUGUCGCCGACCUGCUAAGGACGAAUGUGAGAGCAGUUAGCCAGCGUGGAGGAUUGGUCAAAUGGGGAUACUUCCUACCAGCGGCGCAUGGCAUUCAGUUCCUGCAGCGUCUCGUCGAGCGUCGUAAGCUAAUACCGCAGAUCGACAGUAGCUUCGAUUUCAAGGAUUUGCCGAAAGCCUUCGAGCGCUUAAGAUGCGGUCAUAUGCGCGGCAAAAUUGUGGUGAAGCUUUAAGACUGUAUUUUAUUGUUGCUCCGGGUGCUAUUGUGCAUAUUUAAUAUUUUAAGUCGAAUUCUUGAAAAUAAUGAUUCUUAUAUAUUAAUCACUCUUA
Drosophila grimshawi is the source of this 1401-nucleotide messenger RNA. RefSeq names its product reticulon-4-interacting protein 1 homolog, mitochondrial. The coding region runs from base 54 to 1304 and encodes 416 amino acids. Gene Ontology annotation, molecular function: oxidoreductase activity; zinc ion binding. The transcript is spliced from 3 exons. The record is from RefSeq and is a predicted model, not a curated record. Gene Ontology annotation, cellular component: mitochondrion. NCBI's taxonomy places the organism in Eukaryota, Metazoa, Arthropoda, Insecta, Diptera, Drosophilidae.